AUGUCUGCCAAGGAGAACGCACAGUCCGUCAAGGUCCUCGAUGACCUGAUGAAGAAGCUCAGCGUCUCCAAGGAGGCUGCCGACAUCAAGGAGACCACUGGAGCCCUCGCCAGCUUCAUCAACGGUCGCAUUGAGGACCAGGAGGCUCCCACCAAGACUGUCGAGGCCCUGAAGAAGGAGCUGGCCAACAAGAAGGAUGCCACCGCCAGAGAAAAGGCCUGCAGUGCCAUCCAGGCCAUUGCCCAGCACUCCGAGGUUGGCGCCAACGUCGAGCCCUACCUCGUCGUUCUGCUGCCCGCAACCUUGGCCGCUAUCGGCGACAAGAUCACUGGCGUCAAGAAUGCUGCCAUUGCCGCCACCACCGCCAUCGUGGAGGCCAUCACCCCCAACGCCGUCAAGGCCGUCCUCCCCCACAUUGUCAACUCCAUCCUCACGGCCCAGAAGUGGCCCGAGAAGAUGGCUGCUCUCGACUGCAUUGAGAUCCUCGUCCGCGUUGCCCCCGCCCAGCUGGCCUACCGCGUUCCCGAGCUCAUCCCCGUCGUUUCCGAGUCCAUGUGGGACACCAAGAAGGAGGUCAAGGAGCGCGCCUACAAGACCAUGGAGAAGAUCUGCGAGUUGAUCGUCAACAAGGAUAUCGAGCGCUUCAUUCCCGAGCUGAUCAAGUGUAUUGCCAAGCCUGAGAACGUUCCCGAGACCGUUCACUUGCUCGGAGCCACCACCUUCGUCACCGAGGUUCAGGAGCCCACCCUGGCCCUCAUGGUUCCUCUCUUGGAUCGUGGUCUUGCUGAGCGAGACACCGCCAUCAAGCGAAAGGCUGCCGUCAUUGUCGACAACAUGUGCAAGCUCGUUGACGACCCCAACAUUGUCGCUCCUUUCUUGCCCAAGAUGAUGCCAGGUCUCCAGAAGAACUACGAGAACUUGGCUGACCCCGAGGCCCGUGAGAAGACCAAGCAGGCUCUCGACACCAUCAUCCGUGUCGGUGACGUCAAGAACGGCAAGAUCCCCGAGGUCCGCCACGAUGGUGACCUGGCCACCGUCCUUGCCCACGUCAAGGCUUCCAUCCCCAGCAAGCACUCUGCUACCGCUGAGAAGCUCGCCCCUGUCCUCGAGUACGUUGCCGCAAUUGGUGGCCAGCUCGUUGACGAGAAGGAGGUCGACAUCACCACCUGGGCCCCUGCCGUCAAGCCCUUCCUGACUGUCAUUGUUGGCGAGGCCGACGCUGAGUCCACUCUUGAGGCUCUGCGCAAGCGUGCUUCCCCCAGCCUGGCUGAUGCCGGCGCUGAGGAGAUUGACGAUGACGAGGGUGAGGACCUCUGCAACUGCACCUUCUCCCUUGCCUACGGUGCCAAGAUUCUUCUCAACCAGACCCACCUGCGUCUCAAGCGUGGCCGCCGUUACGGUCUCUGUGGUCCCAACGGUUCCGGAAAGUCUACCCUCAUGCGUGCCAUCAACAACGAGCAGGUCGAGGGUUUCCCCAAGCAGAGCGAGGUCAAGACUGUCUUCGUCGAGCACGACUUGGACUCUGCCGAUACUGAGAUGACCACCAUUGACUGGACCAUGAUGAAGCUCGAGCAGGCCAAGGUCACUGUCUCCAACGAGGACGUCAGGAAGCGCCUCGAUGAGUUUGGUUUCACCCCUGCCAUGGUCAACGGUGAGAUCAGCGCUCUGUCUGGUGGUUGGAAGAUGAAGCUGGCUCUGUGCCGUGCUGUCUUUGAGGCCCCCGAUAUCCUGCUUCUCGACGAGCCCACUAACCACUUGGAUGUGAAGAACGUCAAGUGGCUCGAGGACUACCUCAUCAACUCUCCUUGCACUUCCAUCAUUGUCUCGCACGACAGCUCCUUCCUCGACAACGUUACCCAGUACAUCAUUCACUACGAGCGCUUCAAGCUCAAGCGCUACAAGGGUAACUUGAAGACCUUCGUCGAGAAGAACCCCUCGGCCAAGUCUUACUACGAGCUUGGCGAGUCUGAGAUUGAGUUCAGCUUCCCCGAGCCCGGUUUCCUCGAGGGUGUCAAGACCAAGGCCAAGGCUAUCCUGCGUGCCACCCGCAUGAGCUUCCAGUACCCUGGUACCCCCAAGCCCCAGAUCAGCGACAUUACCUUCCAGUGCUCGCUCGGCUCCCGUAUUGCCGUCAUUGGCCCCAACGGUGCUGGCAAGUCUACUCUGAUCAACGUCCUCACUGGUGAGCUUAUCCCUACCCAGGGUGAGAUCUACCAGCACGAGAACAUCCGUAUUGCCUACAUCAAGCAGCACGCCUUCGCCCACAUUGAUAACCACUUGGACAAGACCCCCUCCGAGUACAUCCAGUGGCGUUUCCAGACUGGUGAGGAUCGUGAGACUAUGGACCGUGCCAACAAGAUCAUCACUGAGGAGGAUGAGAAGGCCAUGGACAGGAUCUUCAAGGUCGAGGGUACCCAGAGACGUGUCAUUGGUAUCAACAGCCGAAGAAAGUUCAAGAACAGCUACGAGUACGAGUGUUCGUUCGCCCUCGGCGAGAACGUCGGCAUGAAGAACGAGCGCUGGGUGCCCAUGAUGUCUGCCGACAACGCCUGGUUGCCCCGUUCCGAGCUUCUGGCCUCUCACCAGAAGAUGGUUGCUGAUGUUGACAUGAAGGAGGCCCUUGCCUCUGGUCAGUUCCGUCCUCUGGUCCGCAAGGAGAUCGAGUCUCACUGCGCCAACUUCGGUCUGGAUGCCGAGCUUGUUUCUCACUCGCGUAUGCGUGGUCUGUCUGGUGGUCAGCGUGUCAAGGUUGUCCUGUCCGCUUGCUCGUGGCAGCGACCCCACUUGAUCGUCCUCGACGAGCCUACCAACUAUCUGGACCGUGACUCCCUGGGUGCUCUGUCCAAGGCUCUGAAGAAGUUCGAGGGUGGUGUCAUCAUCAUCACUCACUCUGCUGAGUUCACUAAGGACUUGACUGAGGAAGUCUGGGCCGUCAUGGACGGUAAGAUGACUCCUUCCGGGCACAACUGGGUGCAAGGCCAGGGUGCCGGUCCUAGAUUGGACAAGAAGGAUGAUGACGAGGAGGAGAAGUUCGAUGCCAUGGGCAACAAGAUCGUCACCACCAAGAAGAAGGCUAAGCUUACUUCGUCGGAGGCCCGUAAGAAGAAGAAGGAGCGUAUGGCACGCCGCAAGCGUGGUGAGGAGGUCUUCUCUGACGAGGAUGACAUCUAA
This is a messenger RNA of Neoarthrinium moseri, 3171 nucleotides long. RefSeq lists its product as uncharacterized. The coding region runs from base 1 to 3171 and encodes 1056 amino acids. Lineage: Eukaryota; Fungi; Ascomycota; Sordariomycetes; Amphisphaeriales; Apiosporaceae. The transcript is spliced from 2 exons. Gene Ontology annotation, molecular function: ATP binding; translation elongation factor activity; ATP hydrolysis activity. The record is from RefSeq and is a predicted model, not a curated record.